AUGUCAUUAACUUCACCUACUUCAGAGAGUAAACAAAUUAAAGCUAUAGAAAUUUUUAAUGAUUUUGCAACUAUUGGUUUAAAUCAAGAAAAAAUAUUAACAUUACCUGAUUUUAUAAAUAUUUUAUCACCUUUUCAAACUGAUAUACCAAAAUCAACUUUUUCACUAUUAUAUUUAAUAGCAGAUACUGAAAAAAAGGGUUUCGUAAAUGAAUCAAAUUGGUUAAAUUUUAUAAAUACUUUAACUUCAACUGAUGGUGAAUAUAAAUUAUUAUAUAAAUUUUUAUCAAAUUCAAAUACUAUAAAUUCAAAAAUAAGUUAUAGUCAAUGUGUUGAUAUUUUAAAUAAAUUAAAUACAUCAAUAGAUCCAAAAUAUCAACAAAAAUUAAUAAAAUUAAAUUGGAUUUAUUUCCCAAAAUUUUUUGAACCUCAAGGUUUUAUUGAAUUUAAUGAUUUUGUUACUUUAAUAAGUUAUUUACCAGUAACUAAACUAAUUGGAAGUUUUGAUGUUGCAGCAAAUAAAAGUAAGACAGUAAACAGUGAACAAUUAAUUAAUUUAUUAACAUCAAAUUUAAAUCAUAAAUUAUCAAAUAAAUUAAAAAGUAAUUUACAUAAUGUAACUGGAUUUUUUGAUAAUAAAAGUUCUUAUUCAUUAUCAAAUGUAUUAUUUAUAUAUGAUACUUUAAGUAAAGUUGAUUUAAUUAAUGAAGUUAUAGUAAAUACUCCACCAACAAAUAAAGAAAAAGAUGAUAUUAUUAUAAAUAAACAAGAUUUAUAUAAUCAUUUAAAUGAUCCUUUAUUAAGAUCUGCAAAUUUUAAAUCAGUAAGUACAUUAGAAUUAGAUUUAUUAUUUUAUUUAAUUAAUCAAAAAUCUGGUGAUAAUAUAUCAAGAAAACAAAUGGUUUCAUUUUUAAAUCCAAAUUUUAAUAAUAAUUUAAGUUCUAUAGGACCAAUAUUUGAACAUCCUCAAAGUUCUUAUUCAACUUCUCAACCAAGUGAUAAUUUUUCUUUAUGGCCAAUUUAUGAUUCAUUAUAUUCAUUCUUUUUAGGUUCAAUUGCUGGAUGUAUUGGUGCAACAGCUGUUUAUCCAAUAGAUUUAGUUAAAACAAGAAUGCAAGCUCAAAAACAUAAAGCAUUAUAUGAUAAUUCAAUAGAUUGUUUUAAAAAAAUUUUAAGAGCUGAAGGUUUUAAAGGUUUAUAUUCAGGUUUAGGAGCUCAAUUAGUUGGUGUAGCACCAGAAAAAGCUAUUAAAUUAACAGUUAAUGAUUUAGUACGUAAAAUUGGUACAGAAGAAGAUGGUAAAAUUACAAUGAAAUGGGAAAUUUUAGCAGGUAUGUCAGCAGGAGCAUGUCAAGUUAUUUUCACGAAUCCUUUAGAAAUUGUUAAAAUUAGAUUACAAAUGCAAGGUAAUACUAAAAAUUUAUCAAAAUCUGGUGAAAUACCAAUAAAACAUUUAACUGCUUCACAAAUUGUAAAACAUUUAGGUAUAAAAGGUUUAUAUAAAGGUGCUACGGCAUGUCUUUUAAGAGAUGUACCAUUUUCUGCAAUAUAUUUCCCAACUUAUGCAAAUUUAAAAAAAUAUAUGUUUGGAUUUGAUCCAAAUGAUGUAACAAAAAAGCAUAAAUUAUCAACUUGGCAAUUAUUAGUAGCAGGUGCAUUAGCAGGUGCACCAGCAGCAUUUUUCACAACUCCAGCAGAUGUAAUAAAAACAAGAUUACAAGUUGCUGGUAAAAAGAAUGAUAUAAAAUAUAAAGGUAUAUUAGAUUGUGGUUUAGCAAUUUUCAAAACUGAAGGUUUUACAGCAUUUUUUAAAGGUUCAUUAGCAAGAGUAUUUAGAUCAUCACCACAAUUUGGUUUUACAUUAGCUUCAUAUGAAGUAUUACAAAAUUUAUUCCCAUUACAUCAACCAAUAACAAAAGAAUCUAAUUUUAAAGCAAUAAGUGGUUAUCCAGGAGUUUAUAAUUUAACAAAUGAUCAAGUUUAUAAAUCUCAAGAAAAUGAAGAUAGAUUAAUUCAUUUAAAUAAAUCAGAAAUUAACCCUAAUUCAACAUCAACAACAUCAACAAUUCAAGAUCAAAAUAAAUUAAUUAAAUUACCUGCUUCUUAUAUAUAUAAAUCUCAAGAUUCAAUUAAAUUAUUAUUAGAUAUAGAUUAUAAAUUUGGUAAUUUUAAUUAUCAAAGUUAUUUAAAUUAUAUCCAAAAGAAGUAA
Molecule: messenger RNA, 2208 nt
Organism: Lodderomyces pseudojiufengensis
Lineage: Eukaryota; Fungi; Ascomycota; Pichiomycetes; Serinales; Debaryomycetaceae
Gene: AGC1
Product: amino acid transporter
Exons: 1
Coding region: 1-2208 (735 amino acids)
Biological process (GO): L-glutamate transmembrane transport; malate-aspartate shuttle; aspartate transmembrane transport
Molecular function (GO): L-glutamate transmembrane transporter activity; L-aspartate transmembrane transporter activity
Source: RefSeq, a predicted model, not a curated record